AUGCCCGUCAAGUCCAAUUUAAUGCUUGGUUUUCUCUUCCUUCCGUUUACUCCACGUCACGUUCAAGCUGCCGCUACCGCUUCAGACAUCAAGCCUGCCGUGGAAGCCGUUGCCGCAAUAGCGGCCGCAGGAGCACUGCUUCAAAGUGCAGAGGUUCAGCAGUUGACCGAAAAUGUUGUAAAUCACAUUGUCAACCACGGCACCACAGCAAAAUACGCCUCCUACUUUACCUUCGGUGACAACGCUGUCUCGCCUCCAAUUGAGGCUCAAGCAUACGCAGCUUGCAAAGCUUUCCCUGGCGAUCCAAGUUGGCCAAGAGAUGAAGUAUGGGAUGUUCUUGACCAACUACUUGGAGGUGCUCUGAUCCCGACAAGACCUUUGGGAGCUCCCUGUUACGACUCUAAAUGGGGUGCAAGAGAUGACAUCGAGUGCGGCAAUAUCAUCAAGAACUCUACAAAUGCCAACUUCCUUAGCGCCGACCCCACAGCCAAUUACUGGCCCAUCUUCCAAGGACGCACUUGUAAGCCAAAGAACGACACAACUGGUUCCGAAUGCACUAUCGGAGGCUACCCGGAGUAUGCAAUAAACGUAACAAGCGUUGCUCAAAUUCAGCUUGCGGUCAACUUUGCUCGUGCCGCCAACGUACGCUUGGUGAUCAAGAAUACUGGGCAUUGUUAUCUUGGAAAGUCGCUGGGGGCCGGUUCACUCAGCUUAUGGAUGCACAAUUUGAAGGACAUUGAAUAUUUGCCCGAAUACGAGGGACCCGGAUACUCUGGUCCCGCCAUGAAGCUGGCCGCGGGCGUUAGUGUCAGAGAGGUUUACGAGGUUGCUGAAAAGAACAACAUUACUGUCCUAGGUGCAGUUUCUUGGAGCGUGGGGUACGCUGGCGGCAUGAUCACCGGGGGAGGUCAGAACCCACUUGCCGGCAUCUACGGAAUGGCCGCCGACCACGUUGUCGCUUUUCAGAUCGUGACAGCUGAUGGCCGUUUCCGAACCGUAUCCGAACAGGAGAAUCCCGACAUGUUCUGGGCUCUUCGUGGUGGCGGCGGUGGGACUUUUGGUGUCAUCACAUCAGUCAUCAUCCGCGCACAUCCUCGGAUAAACGUCGUGACGGCAAAGUGGACGCUCGAUACUUCCAACAACAGUGUCGACCAGUUUUGGAAGGGUGUGAGAAGGUUUUACGACGAAUUCCUCAACUGGACUGACGCGGGGCUGUAUUCCUUCUACAUUAUGUGGCCUACACCGCAGCUCAGCAUGAACUACAUGUUUGCUCCUAACCACACUUUGGACUCCUAUAACGAAGUUGUCAGGCCCUUCUUCGACUACCUUGAGGCGAACAACAUCUCGUUAUCAGUAACGCAACAAUCCACGGCACAUACGUCUUUCUACUCGGCUUACCAGGCAACGUGGGGUGCAAAUCAGUUUCCCGUUGGCGUUGACACGUCGCUUCCCGCGAAUCGACUGGUGCCCCGCCGAAACUUUGUCGAGAAAUAUGAGGAUACUUAUGCUCUAAUCAAGUCCCACGUCUCAUCCGGCAAGCACUUUUUGGGCUAUCACAACGCCCCUAGCAACGUGGGUCCAAAUGUCGGAAAUCAGAACAACGCCGUCAACCCCGCCUUCCGCGAGAUGGUCUUUUUCCUGGUGACCUCUUCAAAUCGUACAGCUGAUCACUCAACUACCGCUGCUCUGGCUUCCCAAAACACGUACCUCCAGGAACAGAUUCUCCAACCAUGGCGCGACAUUGCCCCGGUUUCCGAAGGGGGCGGCACGUACCUCAACGAAGCCAGUGUCGAAGAGUCUGACUGGCAGGAGAGCUUUUACGGAGGUAAUUACCCAAGACUUAGUCAGAUCAAGAGAAAAUGGGAUCCCAACGAUGUCUUCUAUGCCGUCACUGCCGUGGGUAGCGAGAGGUGGACUGUGUUGGACGGGGACCAGGGCGUACAGACGCAGAAUGGAAGGCUCUGCCGUGUCACGUCAGCAGAGACUAGACUGUAA
This is a messenger RNA of Colletotrichum gloeosporioides, 1995 nucleotides long. RefSeq names its product FAD-linked oxidoreductase ZEB1. NCBI's taxonomy places the organism in Eukaryota, Fungi, Ascomycota, Sordariomycetes, Glomerellales, Glomerellaceae. Gene Ontology annotation, molecular function: oxidoreductase activity; FAD binding. Bases 1 to 1995 code for a protein of 664 amino acids. The transcript has 2 exons. The record is from RefSeq and is a predicted model, not a curated record.